Messenger RNA from Talaromyces marneffei, 375 nucleotides. RefSeq lists its product as uncharacterized. The transcript has a single exon. NCBI's taxonomy places the organism in Eukaryota, Fungi, Ascomycota, Eurotiomycetes, Eurotiales, Trichocomaceae. The coding region runs from base 1 to 375 and encodes 124 amino acids. The record is from RefSeq and is a predicted model, not a curated record.
AUGGUGCCCCAUUUCAGCAAACCAUUCGUCACUAGAAAGCAUCCUCUACCACUCCAAAAUCUUCAAUUCAAGACACGAAUACAACCUUGGAACCUUCAUUCUGCCUUUAGACUCAAACCACAAUGGCUCAAGCUACUUUCGACCUUCCCCCUGUUGAGCAUGAAGACAUUCCGCGACUCUCCAACAUCCGUAUCGCAGCUUGUCUUCCUGACAACUGCUUCAAACUCUACUUUUGACGAGCCAAGCGAAUUCGAAAAGCGAGUAACAGAUAUGCUAGAAAGCCAAGUGGGAACUCCAACAUGGCAACACAUUAAAGCAGUCGAUAGAGAAACUGAGCAGAUAGCUGCCUGGGCCUCAUGGAACACCAACAAAUGA